This is a messenger RNA of Dunckerocampus dactyliophorus (ringed pipefish), 2834 nucleotides long. It is a transcript of the gene cavin1a, whose product is annotated as caveolae associated protein 1a. Bases 260 to 1501 code for a protein of 413 amino acids. Gene Ontology annotation, biological process: transcription initiation at RNA polymerase I promoter; termination of RNA polymerase I transcription. The transcript is spliced from 2 exons. Gene Ontology annotation, molecular function: rRNA primary transcript binding. The record is from RefSeq and is a predicted model, not a curated record. Gene Ontology annotation, cellular component: cytoplasm; caveola. NCBI's taxonomy places the organism in Eukaryota, Metazoa, Chordata, Actinopteri, Syngnathiformes, Syngnathidae.
AAAAGUCUGACUCGGUGGUUUCACAUGGAGCGGAGGCAUUUGAGUGCCUGAGCUGUGAGAGGCCCAACUCCCCUUGGCUGGCUGGCUGGCAUCCCAAAGCAGAGGCACAGAGGGUUUAGUGUGAGAGGGUACGAGGAAGAAGACCAGAAACGUUUAGAGAAGCAAGAGGGUAUCCGAGGCGCUCCUGUUGGUCAUUUUUAAGGAGUUUAUUUUUAUCUGCAGAGGGAGUGCAAGCGGUUUGUGUUUGGAGCUGACAACCAUGGCGGAUACAGCGGUCCAGAAAGAGCACGGUGCUCUGGCAGAGGUCUCCUAUGAUGAUGACGAGGUCGCCCUCGUGGGUGCCGCCACAGAGCCGGCGGUGGACGGCGGUAAACCCAUCGAGGAAGUGGACCCGGUGCUGGCCGUCGGCUCUGGAGAGAAGAGCGAAGCCCAGGUGAACGGCGUCAUGGUCCUGUCCCUGCUCGACAAGAUCAUCGGUGUGGUGGACCAGAUCCAGCAGACCCAGAACGGGCUGGAGGCUCGGCAGGAGGCCAUGGAGAAGUCGGUGUCCACCAUCCAGGGCGAGCUGACCAAGCUGUCCAAGAGCCACCUGGGGACGGGCACCACCGUCAGCAAGAUGCUGGACAAGGUCCGCAAAGUCAGCGUCAACGUCAAGACAGUGCGGAGCAACUUGGAGAAGCAGGCGGGCCAGAUCAAGAAGCUGGAGAGCAACGAGGGCGAGCUACUCAAGAGGCGCAACUUCAAAGUCCUCAUCUUCCAGGACCAAGUGAAGGCCCCAAAGCCGUCCAAGACGGGCGAGACGGUCGCCGAAGACGGAACAGUGGAGGGCCUCCAGCAGAUACCCGAGGAGGGUGGCGAGGGAGAGGCCCAGCCCACCACCCUCAACUCGGACGAGGAGGUGGAGAUCGAGGAAAUUGUGGAGGAGUCCCGAACCAAGCGCCUGCAGCGCUCCACCAAGAGGCAAGUGGCCAGUAUAAAGAAGGCCUUCUCCAAGGAGGAGAUGGAGAAGACCAAGCUGAAGACCAAGGAGAACCUGGAGAAGACCAAGCAGAGAACCCGCGAGAAUCUGGAGAAGACCAGGCAGAGAACCCGCGACAACCUGGAGAAAACCAAGCACAGCCUGGAGAAGAAGAUCGGCAAGCUGGGCUCCCGCAUGACCCCCAACAUGGAGCGCCGGGUCAAGAUGAAGAGCUCCAAGGAGAAGGUAAAGAAGUCCCUCACGCCCGACCACACCGUCUACGCCCGCUCCAAGACCAGCGUCUACCGCGUGCCGCCCUUCACCUUCCACGUCAAGAAGAUCCGAGAGGGCGAGGCGGAGGAGGUGGUGACGGAGAGCACCGAGAUGGCGGAAGUGACCGAGGCGGAGGGCGAGGAGAACGGGCUUGGCAUGCACGUGGAGGUGGAGGAAGGGGAGCUGGUGAGGGUGGACAGCCCGGGGAUGGAGGACCCUCAGUUGGUCAUGGUGGAGGCAGACCACCUAGAGAAGACCCAGCGUGACUAAGAGAUCCCUGAGGACACAUCAGUAAUCACAAGGACUUCAUGCAAAUGUUUCACAUCUCUUCUAUUAUUUUCUAUCCCAAAGCUUUUCAUACUUCUUCUUGCGUUAAGCAAUGCUUUGAAAACGAAUAGGCUGCACCUUCACACCUGACAAGUUACGCUAGCUGCACACCUUUGCAUGAAUGGAGUGCCGAUUAGAAGAAAAAAGGUAUAAGUUGUCUUUGCUGUUAAGAUGUGAUGUAUAGUAAUAUAUAUAAAUAUAUAUAUAUACUGUAUAUUCGCCAUGUUUGUAUGACUUGCACACACGUUGCUAAAAGGGGAACAGGAAGUUGUCAGAAAGAAGAAGAAUGCAGGGUUUGACGUAUGCCGGCACAGAUCCGCCAGUCCUUAUUGAAAAGUCUACCAAAUUUCGCCAGUGAUGUCAUCUACGAUAAUCUCAAAUCCUGUUUUUUUUUAAGGGUAUAUGUUGGUCAAAAGUGGGCAAGUUUAGUGAGAACCAAAAAAUAUAUAUUUAUUUUGGAAUUCUACCCAUCCCUCUGCUAGAUAUCAACAUGUAAUCGUCAUCCUAAAGGCAGAUUUGUCCUCCUCACAAAGGGCAAAUUUGUGUACAUCUAAAUUGAAGACAAAAUGUCAAAGUGUAAUAAAAUGCACCUUGGCUACACAGUAAUUGCAUUGAAUUGUGCAUUAAAAAAAUCUACUGUGGCUGAGAGUGAGGUUGCCAUAAUUGGAUUGCAAUUAUUGUUAUUUGCAAUCUUUGUCAUCCGCUUUUCCACACACACUGAGUGUACACAAAGCUCCCAUUUUCUUUGCCUGGAGACUGUGCGUGUGUGUGUGCCUGUGUGUGUGUGCAAGGGAGAGAGGGAGAGACCUUGAUGUGGUGCAGUCUAGCACAAGCCCACUUGUGUAGGCCAAACUAAUAAUCAAUGAGCUGCAGAAUUCAAUUAAGGAGAGUGCACCAAGCAGAGUGGAGAACAGAACAGCAAGAACACUGGAUAAAAGAAGCGUAUGCAUGUGUGUGUGUGUGUGUGUUUAUGUGUGUGGCUGGAAUGAUGCGCCAUAUAGGACACCGUACAGGUACUGCUAUUUAAUUGUACCAUUUAGCACAAAUACCAGAAAAAGAGCGCAUAAAGCAUUAAGAGGCACAAGGCUUUACAUUAUGCAUUAUUAAUAUCAUACUUUUCUGAAGCGUAUCUUUAUUUGUAAAAUAUGAUAACAUACACUGUUAUUAAAAAAAAUAAGUUUAUACAGCAAUUGUGUUUGCUAUGGCCUAUAAAUAUUGUGUUUAAAGAGAAGUCAAACGACUGCAAAAAGACAUUUGAAUAAUAAUAAUGGCUUUU